Molecule: messenger RNA, 1833 nt
Organism: Papaver somniferum (opium poppy)
Lineage: Eukaryota; Viridiplantae; Streptophyta; Magnoliopsida; Ranunculales; Papaveraceae
Product: protein NRT1/ PTR FAMILY 2.11-like
Exons: 4
Coding region: 63-1787 (574 amino acids)
Biological process (GO): transmembrane transport
Cellular component (GO): plasma membrane
Molecular function (GO): transmembrane transporter activity
Source: RefSeq, a predicted model, not a curated record
CAUGAAGGAGAAGCAUAAGAAGUACUACAAUAUAAGCUUGGGUUUUAUUCAAGAACACAUCAAUGGAGGAAGAGAAAGCUGCGAUAUCUAAUGAAACUGAGAUCAGACAUAGAGGAAUCAAAGCCAUGCCCUUCAUAAUAGGGAAUGAAAUGUUUGAGAAACUCGGGACUUGGGGAACAUCAUCGAACCUUGUAGUCUAUUUCACCACAGUCUUCAACAUCAAGCAUGUUAGUGCUGCCAUACUUAUGAACGUCUUCAACGGAACCACCUUCAUCUCACCAUUGAUAGGAGGUUUCUUGGCCGAUGCUUACUUCGGACGCUUCAAGACACUAGGAUUUGCGUCAAUAGCUUCUCUUAUGGGACUUUUUCUGGUGAUGUUGACAGCGACCAUCUCCAAAUUACAUCCUCCCACUUGCGGAAUGAAAAAAAGCUUAUGUGUACAACCUACUGCAUCACAAUGGGCUUUCUUGUUGUUCGCGCUACUUCUAUUAGUCAUUGGUUCGGGAGGGAUUAGGCCAUGUAACAUGGCCUUUGGAGCUGAUCAGUUCUAUCCCAAAACAGAUUCUGGCAAGAAAAGUAUUGACAGCUUCAUCAAUUGGUAUUAUUGUGUCAUCUCCAUCUGCUUUAUAGUGUCUUUGACAUUCAUCGUUUACGUGCAAUCUAACUUAAGCUGGGCUCUGGGACUAGCUAUUCCCCCCUGUUUAAUGUUCAUUGCAUGCUUACUCUUCUUCACGGGAUCGCGAAUAUAUGUUAAAGUAAAACCUGAGGGGAGUCCUAUCACAAGCAUAAUUCAAGUUCUGGUGGCUGCAGCAAAGAAACGCAGUUUGGAACAACCAGAGGACCCAGAAACCGCUCUUUUCAAACAUUUUACAAAGAGUUCAAUCAACUCCGAACUUCAUUACACCAAUCAGUUUCGCUUUAUCGAUAGGGCUGCAAUAGUAACGAUUGAGGAUCAGAUCAACGAAGAUGGAUCACCUGCUAAUCCAUGGCGACUUUGUACGAUGCAACAAGUGGAAGAGGUAAAAUGUCUUGUAAGAGUCCUUCCUAUUUGGGUUUCAUCUGCAAUUUUCCAUAUUGCAACAACCCAACAACAGAUAUAUGUGGUCUACCAAGCCCUUCAGUCAGAUAGGCGCCUAGGCAAUAACAACUUCAAGAUUCCUGCUGCAUCUUACACGGCAGUCUCCUGGCUAACCAUUGCUGUCUGGAUCCCUAUUUAUGACCGACUUAUUGUACCAUCCCUGAGAAAAUUCACUCGUCAAGAAGGUGGUAUCACACUUCUCCAGAGGAUAGGAAUUGGAACAUUCCUUUCUGCACUAUUUAUGUUGGUCUCUGCAUUAGCCGAAGAAAGGCGAAGAAACUUAGCUCAAACCCAUCCUACUCUAGGUUAUGCCAAAGGCGGUGGUGCUGUUUCAUCUAUGCCGGGGCUUUGGUUGAUCCCUCAACUCUUUUUAAGUGGCCUUGCCGAAGCAUUUGGCCUCAUUGGUCAAGUUGAGUUCUAUUACAAACAAUUUCCAGAGAACAUGAGAAGCAUUGGAGUAUCUGUAUACUACCUUGCCAUUGCGGUAGGGAGUUAUGCAAGUGGCUUUCUGGUCUCUGUGGUACAUCAAACAACCCAAGGCGCUGCGACUGGGAAUUGGUUGGCUGAGGAUCUAAAUAAAGGGAGACUGGAUUACUUUUAUUACACCAUUAGUCUGAUGGAGAUCAUAAAUUUUGUGUAUUUUUUAGUUUGUGCUAAGUGGUACAGGUAUAAGGCUAUGGUUCAAACCCUUGAAUCCAACCAUCCAUGAUUUGGAAUUUAUUCAAAUAAAAUUUUAUAACUUUGUUUCAACGGCA